AGCUGGACUCUUCAUAAUGCUUUAAUUACUGCAUGUUUAAAAAAGAGCUAAACACAAUAAACCAUGAAAACUUCACGUCCUCUUUCCCUCUUCUGCAUCCUUUUCGCCGCCGUUCUCCUCCACCUCCGCCUUGUCCCCUCUUUCGCUCUCCUUGACCCUACCACACUUUCAUCAUUUGCCAUCGCUCCUGAUGCUGCCGCUCCCCAACCUCUAAAUCCUGGAUUUGUCUCUGCUGACACAGAAUAUAUCCGGUCGAGUUGUAAAACCACCAUGUAUCCUGCUACCUGCUACCAUUCACUUAAUCACUAUGCCACCGCAGUACAACAAGAUCCAGCUCGACUAGCUCGUGUAGCCGUCGGAGUAACCCUAGCCAAAGCCAAGCGCAUGGCAGCUUUCUUUUCCAACAUAUCCCGCGAAGCUGACUAUGGAGCGCAGCCACAAGUUGUAGCUGCUCUCCAUGAUUGCUUCUCGAUUUUCGGGGACACUGUUGGCCAAAUACGUGAUUCAUUGAGUCAGAUGCGUAGGCUCGGUGGCUCCAGCGAGUCGUUGAGGUUUCAGAUGAGUAACGUUCAGACAUGGAUGAGUGCAGCGUUAACUAAUGAGGACACUUGCACCGAUGGAUUUGAGGAUGUUACUGAUGACGUGCCAUUGAAUUGAAUGUCUGUGAUCGUGUAGGGAAGGUGAAGGAGGUGACUAGCAACGCUUUGGCUUUAGUAAACAGUCUUGCCAAUAAGAUAUCAACUCCAUGAACGAUGAACGGUUGAGUUGAAACUUUAUUAUUGACCACGUUAGAUGUUGAGAAGUUUAGGUUGCAUUUUUGGCAAAAGUGUGAAAAGGUAUUAGUGAUAUCCUACUAGUGUACAAGCCAAACCAUCAAGUCAAACCGAACCGACGAACCAAGUUAAACCGAAGAAAAAAUUCGACUCAUGGUUUGGUUUGGUUGGUUUGGUGUUGGAAAAUAAAAAACCGAUCACUCUUGGUUUGGUUUGAUAUUAACAAAAAAUAAGUCAAACCGAAUCUAAACCAAACCGAUAUUAUAUAUAAAUAGAUUUUAAAAAAUUUACACAAAAAAUAAUCAUUAAAAUCUAAUUUAUAAGUAUUUUCUAAAUUAUUUUAUAGUUUUCAAUAUCUUGAGAUAUUAUUUAUUUGUGGGCUUGUAAAUUCACUAUCCACCAAGUAGAUUCUAUCUAUGUAAUCCAAAUAUGAAGCCCAAACUAAACCCAACAAGACAAAAGAUAACAAAACCCAAGUUCUCUGUGCUUAUGCACUAGAUUGCAUAUUCAGCAUUUGGUUGUCAUCUUGCUCACAUAAUUGGUGAUUAUUUUAGUGUUGAGGUUUAUCAAGUUUACACUUGACAGUGCUUUGCUUUGUCACAUAUUUGUUGUCAUUUUCUAUUAUGGAAGAUCUGGCAAUUAUGAUUCAUAGGAACAAUUUGUAUUCCUCAUAGAUUAUUUAGAAAAAUAGUAAUGAUGCAGAUAAUGGUGACCA
Molecule: messenger RNA, 1488 nt
Organism: Nicotiana tabacum (common tobacco)
Lineage: Eukaryota; Viridiplantae; Streptophyta; Magnoliopsida; Solanales; Solanaceae
Source: RefSeq, a predicted model, not a curated record